Molecule: messenger RNA, 6040 nt
Organism: Bombyx mori (domestic silkworm)
Lineage: Eukaryota; Metazoa; Arthropoda; Insecta; Lepidoptera; Bombycidae
Product: myogenesis-regulating glycosidase
Exons: 8
Coding region: 360-3095 (911 amino acids)
Biological process (GO): carbohydrate metabolic process
Molecular function (GO): hydrolase activity, hydrolyzing O-glycosyl compounds
Source: RefSeq, a predicted model, not a curated record
CUACGAGACUAAGUCUUUAUCGGAACUUUGUUGGCUAUCGCGAAUUUGAUAAAAAUUGAGGAAACAAAACCAAGUCUUCAGACUUCAGACUUCAUUACAUUUUAUCUUGUGUCAGUUGGAAUUACAGUGCGGAAGAAAAAACGGUGAAACGUAUUCACGAGUGCUCACUGUUCAGAGCUUAUAUAGCUGCUGUAACAUGGUCGUCGCGUUUAGUGUUCACUCACCAAAAUCCAUCAAAAGUGUGAAGAUCCAAAAAAUCUGUGUACGAUGUUAGAUCAUUCAAGAUAACGUCAAUCAAGUUUUAGAGGAUUUUUUAAAUAGGAAAUACACAAAAACAACGAUUAUCUAACAUCUAAAAUAUGGGAGCUAGAAAGAAACCGAAUUUGAAGGUUAAAAUCCCUUCAUACCCACACGAUUAUGUCGCCAUGCCCCCGGAGACCAGACGGCUUAUUCUGGAAGCCAAUCGCACACCAAACGACAUCAGAUACAUUGACGACAUCAGUCCAAACACGUCCAGGACCAGUUUGGAAGCCAGCAUACCCGAUGACAGAAGACCUAUGACACCUGAAAUUAAAAUUAGUGAACCUAAAAAUGGGGAAGAAGCCAAGGCAGACGGCUUAUCCGGCGACAGUCCGGUCGUGUACACGAACCGGUUAAAACGCGGCUCCGUCUCUGUACCGGAAGGUCUCAAGAGCUAUGAUGCUCCCAAAAAAGAAUAUUUGAAUAUCCCGGAUCACCAUCGGAGCUCAGCGUCGGCGUUCAGUGACGGAGACAACACAGUGGACGAAAACAAUGGAAUUCUCUCGGACGAUGAUAAGCCGAAAUCACCCCUCAAAUCCCCGCGCCGGAAGUCAGGCUACCCACGCCGGCUGGGCAGAUCAGAAUUCAGCAUGGAUGAAGAUGAUUACUCGCCGAGUAAUUCUGUGACUUCUGUCAACAGCCUCGCCAGCCUCCUUAGGGAGAAGUUACAGAGUAUUCCUCAGAAGAUUCGUAAGAAACCAUCAGACUACAAGCUCAAGGCGUUCGUGGCUCUAAUGUUCCUGGCCGUGGCGUUUUUCAUCGGCUUCGCGUAUGUGCUCUAUCACCAGCAGGCUCACUCCAAGACUUACUUCCGAAACGUUCAGCUGAACGAACCAAAGAGGCUAAUAAGGAUCUACAAUGAGGACGAUGUGGAAAUACUGAAAGCUAACUUAGCGGUUGGCGUCCAAGGUAAAAUAAAAGCCUUCCCAUGUCUACCGGAAGACCGCCGCAACGGUUCCCAGUGUCUGGAGUGGCUCCACACCCUCCGUUUCUACAUGAAGUCGCAGCCGCACGACCCUGGUUUGGACAACACAACAUGCUACUCCAUCCACUGGCAAGCGUUAAGACCUGAUGUAACUCCUACGGACUGCUUCGACUGGGGUGACACAAAGGUUCACUGGUAUGGCGGCGGACAGUCUUUUAACUUGACUUGGCCUCUGGACGCAGGCUCCAUAAGCUUUACACCAUUUGUUACCGGUGAUAUGCAGAAAUCGCAAUGGGGCAACCUCCUGACCAGGUACUUCAUCAACACUAAAGGAGCAGCAAUCAUUGUCGACGAAGAAACUCCUUUACACGUAGCCGUCAAGCCUGACACCAAAGAAAUAUGCAUUAGAGCUAAAUACGACGACUUCGCUUUUGCCAACAAGAUUACUGAAUUUCCCGAAAUGAGAUACAACAUUUGCACCUCAAUCGAUAUGAAGUCGCUUCAUACUUCCAUUCACAGUCACAGGAGUUCACCUCUAUGGGACGGUCUCAAGCCUGCCGACAUGCAGACCUUAGAUUCAUUGAUAUCGGAACCGGUCUGGCAAAUAGCGCCACGAUUCAAACACGAACUUCAAGCGGAAACCAUUGCUAAGUACACCGAGGACGUCAUAAACUUAGGAUUCUUAAAACAAGGGCAUGUGCUCAUUAACGAACAUUGGCAAAAUGAAAUCGGUGAUCUAGAAGUUGACAAGAGCCGUUUUGAAACUUUAAAUGUGACUGUGGACAAAUUGCAUCGAAGAGGUUUUAAGGUGGCGUUCACUAUCCAACCAUUCAUAAGCACGGAGAGCCAGAAUUUCGCUGAGACAGUCCAGAAGCGGUUGCUAGUUAGCGAGAGGAAUAGUGAUCGGCGCAUCCCAGCGUUGACAAGAUUCAAGUCCUUACCGAGCGCAGGGGUUUUAGAUAUAACGAACAACAGAUCUGUGCCUUGGAUUUUAGACAAACUGCAAGCAGUUAUCGACGAAUACCAUAUCGAUUCGUUCUAUUUUGAUUUAGGAACGGCCUACGAUAUACCCCAUUACUAUCGUUGCGAAAGUUUCCUAAUAAAUCCUGAUCAUUACAAAACGAUUUUCACGAAAACAUUCGAAAAAGCCUUGAACAUUAUUGGAGUGUCGUCCGCCAUUUCACUGCCAAGACCACCGAUAUUCGUGUCGCUGCCGCCCUUUGAGUCCAGUUGGGAGGCGAUGAGACGAGUAAUACCUACAAUGCUCACGUAUGGCGUCAACGGGUUCCCGUUUUUAAUGCCUGGUGCCGUUGGCGGAGACAUCUACUGGCCAGGGAGCGAACAGUUUCUGCCCUCGUCUAAAGGCUCAAUGGACCCGAUGAAUAUAACACAGGAGAACGGUAUAGAUUUGCCCGAACGAGAACUGUACAUGCGGUGGCUUCAGAUGGCCACUUUUCUGCCGGUUAUGAAGUUUACUCAUCUGCCGAGCAAGUAUAAUGACGAGAGGGUGCUGGAGAUGGCGAAGAAUUUGACCCUGCUGAGACAGAAACUGGUGACGCCUCUGCUGCUAAAGUACAAGCGAGAAGCGCUGGAGGAAGGUCUGCCGCUGAUCCGUCCGCUGUGGCAGGUGUCGGGCGGCGAGGCGGCGCCGCGGGUGGACGACGAGUUCGCGCUCGGAGACGAGCUGGUGGUGGCGCCCGUGCUGCACCAGGGACAGACCACUAGGGAAGUGUACCUGCCGGCCGGUCUUUGGCAGGACGGGAUCGACAACUCCUUGAGGAAGGGAAACAGAUGGAUGCACGAGUAUAAAGUGCCGGUUGACAAGGUCGCCUAUUUCAUCAGGAGACCAGACGAUUUGAGGUUCCGAUAGGAUAGAGGUUUUCGAAACAAUUCAAUUAAAAUCAACUACAUAAUAUUUUAUGUAAAAUUUGCGUAAUUCAUGUUUUGAUUACGUAAAUGCGUAAAUUAUAAUUAUUAAAUAGUUUCGUGGAUAGAUUCGCGAUCUUAAAAUUUAUCGUAUUUACCAGCCUCUGUGGUACAUAACUGUUUUUUGGUUUUGUGGCGGGUGGGAGGUGAAAUCCCAUCAUUGGACAAAAGCGCAAAUUUUAUUAAAAAAUAUAUUUAAAGUUUAAUGUAAAUUUAAAGUAAAUAAUAUGUAUAGUAACAUUAAAUAAAGCUAUUUUUGUUCGUAUCGAUAAAACAAUAAUAUUAUGAAUAGCUGUUAGUUCAUAUUUAUUAAAUUCUAGUCCACUAGAUUAGAUGCAGAAUAAUAAUAAUAAUAAUAAAACAAAUACAAAAUAUCGAUUUAGUACAUUAUAUAAUUAUAAGAAUAAAUUCGAUCAUACAUUGUGGAAAAUUGAUUUUUUUGUUGUAAAGAAUGAUUUUUUUUUUCUAAAACUUAAAAUUAGUAUAUUCUUUAAAAAAAAAAUCCUCCGUAAUUUGAUAUCACGCGUUGGGGUGUUCUGUCUGAACGCGGUUUAAUAUCUGGCGACAGUUGGAGCCAGCAUCACAACAUGUCAUGUGUUAACGUUAAAUUAUGUUAGCGUUGUAUUUCAUGACUUAAAAUGUAAAUCAUUUAUACGUCGCGAAAGUAGUGAUUGAAUGGUCCAUUUUCGUUCGACUAACGUACUGAUGGUAGGACCUCUUGUGAGUCCGCACGGGUAGGUACCACCACCCCGCCUAUUUCUGCCGUGAAGCAGUAAUGCGUUUCGGUUUGAAAGGUGGGGCAGCCGUUGUACAGUAAAACUCAUGUCUGAUUGUGGGACAUUUACGUUGCAGAUGUGUUGUUGUGAUAUAUGAAGAAAAAAAUAUAUUUACGAACCCGAACUACACACUGAGACAUGAGUUUUCUUCUAGCAAAAUAAUAUAUGUAGUCAAAUAUAUAAAAAAAACCAUCCCUAAGCACUAACAUGUUCUAGAAAGUUUCAAAUAUAUAAAUAUAAUAUGUACAUAUUUAAAACUUUAAGGAGUGUAUUAAAAUUAUGCUUUAUACAGUGUAAGCAUUUAUUUAUUUAUUUAUUUAUUUAAAUAAGUACUGCCACAUCACAAACAUCUAACAUUGAAAAUAAAUUUAAACUAUUUAAUUUAUGGCCUGAUGCAUGUGACAACAAUGGCGUACGUAAUGGCGUCAAUGGCCCGAAAAUGGAAUACUAUUUAAUUGGAAUAAUUCGACAAAACAAUUUACGUGCUUUGUUAUGACCGGGUCAAAAGCUUUAUAACAUUCAAGAUUCUAUCCAAAGUUAGUGAGUAAGCUUUCUGCGCAACAGAUAACGUGUAGAUUACCGUUUGUUCAAAUCAUAUUUUUAAGUAACUCAGUGACUUAGUUUAGAUGUUGAUUCUAAUGUAAUGCGCUGGCUUUUAAAACUCUCAUAUCAAUUUAGACAUUUGUAGGCAUGACCUAGUUUAUAUAAUACGGUAUAUUGUAUCGAGUGAUGCAUGAUAGUGACGAUGAUUUUUGGUGGUAGAAUGUCUUGCAAGUCCGCACGGGUAGGUACCACCACCCUGCCUAUUUCUGCCGUGAAGCAGUAAUGCGUUUCGGUUUGAGGGGCGGGACAGCCGUAAUUAAAAGUGAGACCUUAGUCGCAAGGUGGGUGGCGGCAUUUACGUUGUAGAUGUUUAUGGACUCCGGUAACCACUUAACAUCAGGAGGCGCGCGAGCUCGUUCAUCCAGAUAAGCAAUGAAAAAAAACUAAAUAGGAAAGAAAAAACAUGAUUUUUUCUUUGCACAAGAACUGGUGGUAAGUCGUGUUGAAAGUAAGUGCGGGUUCCUCCACCAUGCGUAUUUCUGUCGCGAAAAAGUUUUAGGUACCGGUUAGGUGAUACCUGAAGUUUUGAGCUCCUCCCGUAUCAAGAUCGCGACAUCCACGUUGAGUUUUAAUAUCUAUGGGAUCCAAUAACGUUUAGAACUACACGCGCGGUCAAUGCACCGUGAAAUAUAAAUGUCCAAUGAUUCUCGGUUUCUUCCUGCUACGCUAUAACAUUUCUAUCAUCAGACUAGGCUUGCGAAUAAGCUUUAGGAGUAGACCAUGGCUUUGCUGAAGUCCUUGUCUGCCAGUAGCCUCUUUCGCAAGGUCUGUGGUCUGCUUUCGUCAACCGUAAAUAUUUCAAAAGAGAGUUCUAGAGACCACCAUUAUCUAACUUAGGAGACGUUAUUUAACUAUGCCGUGCCAGUUUUAUUUAUGGCAAUCGAAUGUUCAGUUACCUUAUUAUUAACCUUCGUGGCCCAGUGGUAUCGAAAAUGUAUAAUCGCGAGGAUACAAGGUUCAUAUUGAUACUUGGUUUGGUUGUGAUAUUUAGAUAACGUGAUAGUGUGUUCACGAGUGAUCGCUAACGGUCAUUGUUUAUAAAUGCAUUGACAUUGUUAUUGGCAUCAGCCAGCGUAAUCUAGGAUUUAGAAUUGUUUAUGUAAUGAAUAAAUAAUGAGCUAUGACUUGUAUAUUGUAAGCCAGUGAUAUUUUGAUGUCUAUUUAGAAUGUAAUAACAUAGUGUAGGUGAUUCCUUAUAAUAAAUCUUAACAUUAGAGACACAAAAUCGGAAAUUCAUAAAUUCAAAUUCAUGUCUUAUUAGUUUUGUAUAAUAAUAUUAUAGGUAUCUCUUCUAUCUAUAAGACCAUUUUAGGAAAGUUGUAAAUGAUCGAUACGGAAUUAUCAUUCCAAUUUUAUUUAAAGUUAAGUGAAAUGAAACCCCUAUCAAUCGUUUUGUUUUGUAAAAUGUAUAUCCGACGUUGUGCUUCUGAUUAUACCAUUGAAAAUGUUAAAGUUAAUUAUAUUCAUAUUGUUAUUUGUGACGAAAAUAAAUGUUAUAGCUAAACUUGCA